CCAGGCAACAGUUCCACAGCUAACAUUGAUUCUGAUGGUCGGUAAGAGUGAACGCAGCGCGGAAGAAGUCCCCACGGUUCUGCUGGAGUUACUCGGCACCGUCGCAUAUCUCAUAACCCCAUUCCUUGGCUACCGGAAUUCACUAAUGCGUAAUGUGAUUCUCACAAUUAACAUGAAAGGACGUGACGAGAAUCAACGGUUGCUGCUAUUAAAACGCCUUGCCAGAUACCGUAUUCUUCCAAGCAGUAUCUAAACUCGUGUAGCAACCGAAAUGUCAUCGUAAUACCUCGAUUGGAUGAGAUUGAAUUUUUGGGACGCUUGGCAAGAUCGGUGAGCAGUCAGUUGUCAAAUGACACUUAAGGGGCGCCUUUAUAUGAGUUAUGUCCAAUAGAGAGCGGGUGAUUGAAAAUUACUGAUUACAACGCGGUUAGAUCAUUCCAUUUUCCAUAAAUCACUUUUGGCUGCGUGCAGAUAUAGGCCGGUAGGCCUUCAUUCAGUGUGUGUGUCAAUACUGACUACGAGUACAGAAGACAGUCAUCAAUUGGUCAUUGAGACGGUCUAGAGAAUGUAAUUACUCAAUGCCAUCUGUUAAGACGAAGAUGUCAACUUUGAUUUUCUUCAUCCAAGCUGACAACAAAGCGCGCGGGACUGUCUUCAUCGUUACUUGACAAGUUAAUGAAGAAACUCAAGAGGGUGUCUGACAGGUGGACUAACUCCACCGUCGGACAACUUUUCUGUUUACGUGUGCUACUUCUAUGUACAAUUUCUACAAACAUAAAAACACCGUAACAUUCCUGAUCUCCGCAUCAGUAACAGUUACAUUAGCGCUACCGCAGGGACAGUUGUCUGCCGCCCGAGAUCGUCCGCUGCGAUGCAGACUCAAAUUUAAUUUCCUGAUAACGGGGCUGAGCGGCUGCUCUCUGUCACCGUGCGGUAUUCGGUAGGAGGAAUAUUGCUUUCUGCUGGUGAAGUAUUUGUCCGAGAGGUAUUGGGCAUGCUGUUACAACCCUUCAGCUCCUGAAAGUUAAGGGAGGGCCUCUGCACCGGGCAGCCACAAGAAGGUAUACGGAACAAGCCUUUUUGUUGUUGGAAUUCUCAAGCUGACGUGACAGGCUGUCUCAUAGCCGUCAACGCCAUGGGCAAGGCCUAAACAGAGUAAUGUUAUCCACGAACCGAACUGUGAACGCCAACGGUGACUUUAGAGGGAAGUCCAAGUUGAAAUCCUUUGAUGUCGGUGUGAACACGGAGGAGAGCUCCAUUACUGUAAUAAAUAUACUGGCUACCCGCCCCAUUAGAGAUGUGAAUCUCUUCUCCCUGAAGAAGACCGUCGCUCUCGCCCUGUUUGACAUCACCGUUCUGGCCGCGAACACAGCACAGGUCAAGUUCGUGCGGCACAAUUACAAUGAAGAGGACCUGGGAGUGUACAGGUUCACCAUGGUCAUGUUGGGACUGUCCAUCAUCCUCCUUGUGGCGACCGCCGCCGUCUUACUCUACAUGGCCACCUUCAACAUAGAGCGAGACAACAUAUACGAGACCGUCGGGCGGAAAGCUCACAUAACAAACGAUAUCAUUGCUUCACUGGUUUUGGUGAUCACCAUUGUCAAUGUUCUUGUGGCUGUGUUUGGCUGUGAACCAAAGGCAUGGCCCUCCUAAAGCUGUAUGCGUGUGGUGUAGACACGGUGUUUGCUAUUGGUACCGUUUUCUUGCUAUUAUUAUUUCCCCAAUUAAUACACUAAUACGAGUUCCAAGGCAAACAUCUUAUCUUAGAUACAGCAUAGUAAAAGAAGUGGCCGGGAUUAUCAAAUUGUUCUC
Messenger RNA from Branchiostoma floridae (Florida lancelet), 1812 nucleotides. RefSeq lists its product as uncharacterized. The record is from RefSeq and is a predicted model, not a curated record. Gene Ontology annotation, biological process: tissue regeneration; cell adhesion. The transcript has 3 exons. Gene Ontology annotation, cellular component: membrane. The coding region runs from base 1159 to 1653 and encodes 164 amino acids. Lineage: Eukaryota; Metazoa; Chordata; Leptocardii; Amphioxiformes; Branchiostomatidae.